CUACUCCGAUAUUAUUUCGAUUCCAGCUUAAAAGGGCAGAGAGACAAGUUUCCGUCAUACUGACAGAUCCUUUUUCUGCUUCUCAUGUUUGCUUCAUUUCUUGUCAUCUGCCUUUCAUUACGACGUUUGCACGAUAAGCAGGUUACUUGGAGCCUGAUGUACAUUGCCUUUUUAUCCUUGCCACUGAAUUUGUAUGUAUCGCCUGAUAUAUGUUUUUGUGUUUCAUACAUACCCCUUCCUCAAAUCUCUUUUUUCAUGUACCAGACUUAUUGCUACGACACAGAUUUUUCUUAUUCUGUUUCCCUUUUUGUCCUGAUAUUUUUCAUUUCUACUUUGUGAUUAACUUUCGAUUCUUCGCCAUUCUGCACAAAUGACGAUCAUGGACGAUAUGGCGUGGCCUGUUGAACUAUGUUUUUGUUACCGUU
Talaromyces proteolyticus is the source of this 425-nucleotide messenger RNA. RefSeq lists its product as uncharacterized. The transcript has a single exon. Lineage: Eukaryota; Fungi; Ascomycota; Eurotiomycetes; Eurotiales; Trichocomaceae. Bases 85 to 339 code for a protein of 84 amino acids. The record is from RefSeq and is a predicted model, not a curated record.